AUGGCUCAGACCGUGAAUUUGUACGCCUGGAUUUCAGCCGGAUACACCAAUUGCAGUGUCGUUUGUGGUGAAGGGUAUAAGGACAGCAUAAUUCAUUGUCAAAACCGCCGAACCGGUGAUUACGUAGACGAAAUACAUUGCAUUGAUUUGACAAAGCCACCAAUAAAAACUGUCAUAUGUAGGAGCCCGCGAAGAUGUCCGCCAAUUUGGAAAGCAUACCAGCCGGACAACUCCUCCUCAUGUUCGAGCACGUGUAUCGGGGGCAUAAUCUCCCGCCGUGUUGAGUGCAUGUACACGGAUAGGAUCAAUUUUGACGAGGUGGCACCGCGUCACAGGUGUAAUUCCACUUUCCGACCCAGUAAUGUUAUUCCGUGUAAUGAAAAUGUUCCCUGUAGGCCCGAAUGGCUUGCCAGGUCCUGGUCUGAAUGUUCGACGACGUGCGGGCCAGGCGUUCAACACCGACUGAUACUAUGUUCGGUUAGGACAUCUCAUUUCGAUUCGAAGAUCAUCGACAACAAGAUAUGCGCCGAAUCGAUAGCCGGUGAGUCACCACCGACUUCUCAAGAAUGUAUCACCAGGUCUUGCACGCCUCUCAAAGUGAGACCAUUCGAUCAUUUGUUAAUUCUGUUAGAAAAGCGUGACAUCUCUAUAAAAGCCGGUACAAACAUCAUCUUAUUCCCCGGUAGUAGUUUAAAAAUUUUUUGCCCGACAUCCAAAAACGUAAAAUGGAAAAAGGACAAUGAAACUAUUACGAGGAGUGCCAGCGUUAAAAUCCCACAUCCUCCCCUCUUACACAUAACGGACGUUGGACGAACCCACGCGGGUCGCUACGUUUGUGGGAGGCCGAAGGAAAAUUACACAACCACACUCUAUGUCCACUCUGAAGCGGACAUUGUUGCCGGUGAUUUCGGACUACUCCCGCCAGAUGAUUUUCAAUCAAUCAUCGCGAACACAAAAGAACUAUUCGACGACGUAUAUCGAAGUACAGUAACGUUCUUCAAGUUACUUCGCCACCAACAUUCUGCCGAACUACCAAUUCGAUACGUUACAUCAGUCUGGAGUGGCUGUUCUCUGCCCUGUGGAGGACACGGGGUUCAAAGCAGGGAUAUCCAAUGUGCCGUUGUCCUCGAGUCUUUUAUGCUGACCAUUCAUGAAGAUUAUUGCAUCGAGGGUGACCAGAUGAAGCCAAUGGAGUCGCAGGAUUGUGGAUUUCAUGAAUGUCCAAUCUGGUUCGUCGGAGAGUGGUCGCAGUGCCCCUCCGAAACGUGUAAUGAGACAGCAGCGGUUUCGAGAAACAGAUCAGUAACGUGCCAAUACACGAAUGCAACGCUGGCCCCGGAUGACAUGUGCCAGGGUAGGAAACCUCAUUCAGAAGAAAUCUGCAAACAAGUUCCAUGCAAACCUCAGUGGAGAAUUUUGUCAUGGAGUAAGUGUUACGGAAAAUGCUGGAAAAAAGGCUUCAGAAUAGCAUCUUUGGCAUGUUUCUCAGGCGAAGCGAAGGUUAAAGAACGUGAUUGUUACUCUGUGGAGAGGCCACCGAUUACUAUGAGUUGCGUCAGAAAAUGCGAUAUAUGCGAUAACCUCUCGAAGCGAUGUCACAACGUACUGAAGAUGAAACUCUGUAAAUACGAAUCUGUGAUGAGGGAAUGUUGUUUUACCUGCUUAUACUCGCAUUUGUUUCACAACCAAGUCGAAGUUCACCGAUAAAUUCAGUUUUUUAAACAAUAAUUGAACUAUAUACAGACACAAUAGUAAUUAGCCUGGCUAAUUUUAGUAGAGGAAUUAACUUAACGUCGAAUCCCAGAUCGUCAUGCGACAGCAAGCAAACGGUAUUCAACUGCUACCUAUUUAUAGUACAAUAAAUGUAAGACCAGAACUCUCUCACACACACACACACACAAACACAAAUCGAUUUACUGCAUUGUAUACACAAUUAACUAAACGUCUUUCUGAACUUCUUUCUACAGAAAUUUUAUUUCAUUAAUUAACCAUCAUUUUCCGAAAGAUUUUUUUUUUAAAAACAAAUUAAUUUUUUUUAAACAUCAUCGUCAAUAUAUGUCUUUCAAAAUUUUUACCUUUCAUCUGUUUUAUAAUUUGAAUAAAAUUACUCUUUUAACAUC
Messenger RNA from Helobdella robusta, 2120 nucleotides. RefSeq lists its product as hypothetical. The record is from RefSeq and is a predicted model, not a curated record. Bases 1 to 1707 code for a protein of 568 amino acids. The transcript has 7 exons. Gene Ontology annotation, biological process: extracellular matrix organization. Gene Ontology annotation, cellular component: extracellular matrix. Gene Ontology annotation, molecular function: metalloendopeptidase activity. NCBI's taxonomy places the organism in Eukaryota, Metazoa, Annelida, Clitellata, Rhynchobdellida, Glossiphoniidae.